Messenger RNA from Danio rerio (zebrafish), 809 nucleotides. The record is from RefSeq and is a predicted model, not a curated record. Lineage: Eukaryota; Metazoa; Chordata; Actinopteri; Cypriniformes; Danionidae.
UGAAGUGCGUCUGGUCUGCAGAAAAGCAACAGGAUGAAGGUGUGUGUGGAACUAGGGCUGCUGUGUCUUAGCCUGCUCAUCUCCAGUCUUCAUGGAGAAGAAAUUGAUACUGAAUCAAGCAAACAAAUGCCACCGAAUCUUGAUGAGGAGGAUAUUCCUCAGCUUCAGAUGUACAGAGUGCGACGACAGACAGAGGAGAAAAAUGAAGAAAAGUCAGUUGCUUCAUCACAGAGAGAAAACAGCAAACAUGUGUACCAAAAAACUCCACAAUCAGGACAAUUUUCCAUUUUACGAGACAAUGGAGGGCCAAAGUCAGACGUCAACCUCCGCGUCAAGAGGCAGGAGAAAAACAAAAACAACAAACGGAAAAAACCACGUCCUGCACAAUUCAGCCUUUUAGGAAGCAAUCAAGACCCGCCGCAGCAGACUGUCCGUGCCAAAAGAGAGGAGACUGCAGGAGGGAAAAGACCCUGACCAACCAGUUAAAGCAUUAAAUGUAUCCUGUGUCUUUCCCCAUGCAGGUUCCCUGAUAAAGGAAUUGCACAGGCACACAUCACCAUAUAUCAGAAAGUGUGUAAGCCUCAGGUUAUGCUCGUGAAAGUAUUCAUUUAUCUUUCUAUUGCCAUCUUUUCUAAGCAAAUGCAUUUGCUUGAUUAUGUAAAGCUAAAAGUGGACACUAAGCGGCAGCAUUUAUCCAAGAGAGGAGCACUCGAGGCCUGGCUUGGCUUUUUUUUUUUUUUUUUUAACACUAUGUUAAUUGAUGCCUGUUGAUUUUUAUAUUAUAUUUACAAUAAAGCAUUUCAUAAAAA